This is a messenger RNA of Hemicordylus capensis (graceful crag lizard), 4718 nucleotides long. It is a transcript of the gene ERAP1, whose product is annotated as endoplasmic reticulum aminopeptidase 1. Gene Ontology annotation, biological process: peptide catabolic process; proteolysis. Bases 562 to 3402 code for a protein of 946 amino acids. Gene Ontology annotation, cellular component: cytoplasm. The transcript has 19 exons. Gene Ontology annotation, molecular function: peptide binding; zinc ion binding; metalloaminopeptidase activity. The record is from RefSeq and is a predicted model, not a curated record. NCBI's taxonomy places the organism in Eukaryota, Metazoa, Chordata, Lepidosauria, Squamata, Cordylidae.
GCGCGCGCCCCUCAUCGCAAAGACCCCCGACUUGGGCGCGUGUUUUGAUCUCGGCUCCAAUUCUCCCCCAGUCACCCACCACUGAGGAGGAGGCGGUGCCUUUUUAAUAUAGUCCAGGACUGUCUGUCCUGACUGAUAGAAGCUCUCUAAGGUCGCCUUUUUGGGCAAAAACCCACAGAUCUUCAUGAAGUAAAGAAAGUGGAUAAAGAGAACGUCUGAUCUCAUAAUACCUGGGCUUGAGGUUGCCCAAAUUGGCAGUAGAUUCAGGACAGACGAAAAAAAGUCUUCUUCACACACAUAAUUCACCUAGGGCAGGGUUUUCCCCAACUGUUUAAAACACAUGUACCCCUUCAGUCACAAAUCUUUAGCUUAGGUACCCCAUAGAGAUUUUUUAAUGCACUGUAUACACACCGGUCACCAGACAUUUCAUCCAAAUUAAGUCAUGAGUACUCCUACUGAAACAAGCUUUUAAAACUUACUUGAAAUUUGCAUCCCUGGAAUUUUUUUAAAAACACCCUUUCAAACAGGCUGCUGUUUCCAGAUCCAACAUUUUCAUUGAAGAUGAUGAAAAUAUUAUUGUUAAGCAUUUUAAUUCUUGCUACUUUAUUGGGCUCUGAUGGCCAUAGUGGGACAGCCUAUUCACUUUCUGGAGAUGGAAGCAAUAAAUUUCCCUGGAAUAACAUCAGGCUUCCAAAGCACAUCGUUCCAAUUCAUUAUGAUCUUCUUAUCCAUCCAAAUCUCACCACUCUUACUUUUACUGGAUUGACGAAAAUAGAGAUUACAGUAACCGAACAAACCCAUUCAGUCAUCUUACACAGCAAAUACCUCCAUAUAAUCAAAGCUACUAUCCAAGGAGAAGUGGGAAGCAUUCAUACUGAAAAAGAAGUGACAGUUUUAGAAUACCCACCAUUUGAACAGAUUGCCCUGGUCAUUACUGAACCGCUGCAAAUUGGGCACAACUACAUUGUCAGCAUUGAAUAUGCUGCUAAUUUGUCAGAGAGUUUCCACGGCUUCUAUAAAAGCACAUAUAGAACUCCAGAAGGAGAAGUACGAGUGCUUGCAUCAACACAGUUUGAACCAACAGCUGCACGUAUGGCCUUCCCGUGCUUUGAUGAACCUGCAUUCAAAGCUAAAUUUUCUGUCAAAAUUAGAAGAGAACCAAAACAUCUUGCAUUGUCUAAUAUGCCUUUAGUGAAAUCGGUGAAUAUCGAGGAAUGGCUUAUUGAAGACCAAUUUGAGAUCAGUGUAAAGAUGAGCACUUAUUUAGUGGCCUUCAUUGUUUCAGAUUUCAAAUCAGUUACCAAUAUGACCUGUCGUGGAAUUAAGGUUUCAGUGUAUGCUGUCCCACACAAGAUCAACCAAGCAAAUUAUGCCUUGGAAGCAGCAGUAAAACUAUUAGAGUUUUAUGAAGAAUAUUUUAGCAUACCAUAUCCUUUGCCCAAACAAGACCUAGCAGCCAUUCCUGAUUUUCAGUCUGGUGCAAUGGAAAAUUGGGGAUUGACCACAUAUAGAGAAUCUGCUUUGUUAUAUGAUCCUGAAAAGUCAUCGGCAUCUAGUAGACUUGGGAUUACUAUGGUUAUAGCUCAUGAACUUGCUCAUCAGUGGUUUGGAAACCUGGUUACUAUGGAAUGGUGGAAUGAUCUUUGGUUGAAUGAAGGAUUUGCAAAAUUCAUGGAAUUUGUGUCAGUAAGCGUUACCUACCCAGAUCUGAAAGUUGAAGAUUAUUUUUUAGACAAGUAUUUUGAUGCCAUGGCGGUAGAUGCCUUAAAUUCUUCACAUCCUAUAUCUACCCCUGUUGAAGAUCCAGCUCAGAUUCUAGAAAUGUUUGAUGAUGUUUCCUAUGAUAAGGGAGCUUGUAUUCUAAAUAUGCUACAGAAUUAUCUCACCCCAGUAGUGUUUAAAGCUGGCCUUGUGAAAUAUUUGUUACGAUUCAGCUAUCAGAAUACACAAAACAAAGAUUUGUGGGCCAGUUUGUCAGAUGUUUGUCCUGCAAGUGGUGCUGAGGAAGGUCAAGCACAAAAUCAUGGGGUUUGUACCAGAAGCCAGGAGACAAUCUCAAGUUCUCACUGGACCAAGAGUGACAUCCAUGAUGUGAAGACAAUGAUGGACACUUGGACACUGCAUAAAGGAUUCCCACUAGUAACUGUGACAUUAGAUGGGAAGCGUGUCCAUCUACAGCAAGAACAGUAUAGGAAGGAGUCUCAGGUUUCUCCACAAACAGGGAACCUGUGGCACAUUCCGCUAACAUAUAUUACCAGUGAAUCUGAUAUUGUUCAAAGAUUUUUACUGAGAACCAAAACAGAUGAUUUAAUCCUCCCAAAAGAAGUGAAGUGGAUAAAAUUUAACGUGGGAAUGAAUGGUUAUUAUAUUGUGCACUAUGGAGAGGAUAACUGGGAAGCUCUAAUUCACCUUUUAAAAGAAAAUCAUACAGCAAUUAGCAGCAAUGAUAGAGCAAGCCUCAUCAACGGUGUAUUCCAGCUGGUGAGUGCUGGAAAGCUGUCAAUUACCAAAGCUCUUGAUUUAACUUUAUACCUAAACCAUGAAUCUGAAAUUGCUCCCGUGUUUCAAGGAUUGAAUGAACUAAUCCCUUUGUACAAACUGUUGGAGAAGAGGGACAUGAAUGACACAGCAAAUGAGUUAAAGGAAUACAUCGUUAAUCUAUUUAAAAACGCAAUUGACAAACAGACUUGGGAUGAUAAAGGGACAGUAUCUGAGCGACUGCUUCGUAGCUCUCUUCUCACAUUUGCAUGUGUGCGCAAGUACCAACCAUGUGUGGACAAAGCAAAAGAAUAUUUUAUGAAAUGGAAAAACUCCAAUGGAACGCUACAUUUGCCCAAUGAUGUUAAACUUGCGGUAUAUGCUGUUGGAAUUCAAAGAGAUGAAGGCUGGGACUUCGUUUUCAGCAAAUACAAUUUACCUGAAUUCAGCACAGAAAAGGGUCAGAUUGAAUUAGUUCUCAGUCUGACCCCAAAUAAAAACAAACUGCAGUGGUUAAUGGAUCAAGGGUUGCAAGGUGACAUAAUAAAAACACAAAAUCUUCCAUAUAUUGUUACGAGUGUUGGAAGGAACCCUGAUGGUUAUCUGUUAGCUUGGAAUUUCUUGAAGAAGAACUGGCAGAAACUUGUACAAAAAUUUGAACUUGGUUCACAUUCCUUAGCGGUAAUGAUUACUGGACUGACAAAUAAAUAUUCUACAAAGGCACAACUUGCUGAGGUUAAAAACUACUUCAGCUCCCUAGGAAAAAAAAGUUCGGAGCUCCGUGCUGUCCAGCAAGCAAUAGAAACCAUUGAAGAAAAUAUCCAGUGGAUGGAUAAGAACCUUGAAAAAAUCCAGAACUGGUUACAGACCAACAGCAAAGUAGAAAACCUAGUUUCAAAACAGGGUUCAAACAAAGAACUUUAAGUUCUGAGAACUUAGGUAUGAACAAUGCUGCCUACACAGAAUCUGAGGUUCUUAGAGCAGUGUGAAUAAAAAGUUUUAAAAAAUAAAUCAUUUGAUUUUUCUAAACAAUUUUUCAGCCAUAAUAAGUUAUGACUGCUGUUACAAUGAAUUUGAACUUAUGAAAUGCUGCUUCCCUUUGAAAACAGAACUGUAGGGAAAUCAUUUUAUCUGGGUUAGUACUAUCUACACUGACUGGCAGUGGCUUUCCAAGGUGUCAGUUUUUGCUUAUCCUAUCUGGCAAUGCCAAAGACUGGACAUGAGGCCUUCUGUAUGCAAAGCAGUCACUCUACCACUAAGCUACGGCUCUUUGCCACAUUGGAUUCAACCCAAUAUGUUUUUAUGGCUACAGCAAUCGGUAUGCUUGAGAAGCUGGGUUAAAAAAAACAAAUUCAAAUCAGCCUUUGUGAUCUUUGCUAUUUGAAUCAAGAUUUAAAUUGCUGAGUCAAAUUGCCUUGAUUUAAAUAGUCUACCCUGUCUUAGAGCAAUAUUGCUCAUUAGUCCCAACAAUCAAAUGAUUUACCAUAUUCGAUGGACAUUAGUGACUCUGUGCAGUGGAUUACUAUGGUCCCUACUUUCAUAGAUGGGGAACUGAAACUAUGUGAUAAUGACUUACCCAAAGCUUUUAAAUGAGAACUUGCUAGAGCUAGGACUGCUCUGAAAAAAUUAAAUCUGAAUUUUUAUCUACAAACCUCACCUGGAAUGAAAAUGGUUCUCUCUUCCAUUACACAGGAAGACACAGUUUUAAGAGUCUGAGAUAAAGAUUUUAUCCCCACAGUAUUUUAGGUAAUUAGGUUUAGUACACAACUUUUUUCCAGGACAUACGGAAGUUUUGUGGGGAGGAUGUCAGUCAUUUUUCUUAUAGAGGGGAAGUACUAAUUGGGAUUCUAUUAUUAAACUGAUGUAAUCAAGGAUAAAAAUUAGUUGAAGAGAACUAAGCCUGGCUGCAUGCCAGAAAUUUGGGAUAUAGAAAAUCUUAAUGUUGGAAAAUUUCCCUUAUGCAGCAUCCUGAGCAAAGAUUCCAAGCCAUACUUCAGAACAAUAUUCAACAACAAUAAAUUCAAAGUAUUAGAAGUUACCAAGGAGUGACAAUUUUUGUUUCUAAACUGCAAACUGUUUAAAGCAUCUCUCUGGUAAUUUCUGGUUCAAAUAUUAAAUUUUUUUUAAAAAAAUUGUUUAAUAGUAUUAUAUUCUAAAUAUUUUGUAAACCACCUUGAGAUUGUUUUGAAGCAACAUCAUAUAAAAAUCUAAUAAAUAAAUUUUAGAGGUUUAAAACUCCA